Messenger RNA from Cryptotermes secundus, 4521 nucleotides. Its product is annotated as cell death activator CIDE-3. Bases 527 to 1099 code for a protein of 190 amino acids. NCBI's taxonomy places the organism in Eukaryota, Metazoa, Arthropoda, Insecta, Blattodea, Kalotermitidae. The transcript has 5 exons. Gene Ontology annotation, biological process: regulation of apoptotic process; apoptotic process. The record is from RefSeq and is a predicted model, not a curated record.
UAGGUGGAGGUGUGGCUAUUUGAUUAAUAGGUAAAUGGAUUUUGUUGAUGACAGUUUUGUAUCAGAACAAAAUUAGGGCAUAUACGUAUCAUUCGGUAUUGACUAUGAACAGAAAUGAUUAUAAUGUAUACGGAUUUCCGUUCAAUUCUGUAUAAACACGAAUCCCAGUGUGUUGACCUAUCCACAUUUUAUAUACUUUUGUAAGACAUGUUAUAUUAAAUUCACCGAAUAACAGCAGAAUUGUGAAUAAUUAACAACAUACCUAUGAGGUGGAGUUGAGUAAAGUAUAUGGGUUGCGAGGUCGUCGCCACCGAAGCAAGUAUUGAUUAUAUGAGGCGUGUGGGGGUAAUGACCCAGGCCGUCUGUAACUGACCUGCCUCAAAUAGCUGCCAGAGUUCACACUUCUAGUCUGGUUCGGAUAGUGACAGGACCUGUCUCAGUACCCUCUGCCUGUGAAUUCUGUCAAGUAUUGGUCAGCUAGGUGUUUGAAGUGUUCAAGGUCAGCAGAGAAAUCAGUCAGACAUAGAUGGACCAAAAUACUGAAAAUUCCCAGACGGGAAAUGGGGUACCUUUCAAAGUUGUUGACUUGACACGAGAAAAGAGGAAAGGUGUUGUGGCAACCACAUUGCAGGACCUUAUCGUUCGUGCUCGUGAUAAAAUGGGUCUUCCAAAGGAUAUUCCUGUGAAGAUUGUCUUAGAGCAAGAUGGUACAGAAGUUGAUGAUGACGAGUAUUUUAGUACAAUGGAAAGAAACACCACUCUUAUGGUUCUAAUUAAUGAUCAGCGAUGGUUACCUCCAGGAAAAUUACCCAGGUACCAAAUAAUAGUAGAUGAACCAGAUUCUAGUGGGAUGCAUACCAAAAGGAAUUUAGGUGGUUUGGUGGAACGGUUACAAGGUGAUCUUACUCAUAUAUCCAUGCUUGGUGGAAAAGAUCUGGAGUUAUUGAGUGAUAUGGAUCCUGAAAGUUUAGCAGACAUCAUGCCUGAUAACAGAACCUUCCUAGAGCAGCUGAAGGAAGCUAGUGGAAGAUUCCUGUCAGAAAAGCGACAGGCUCAGGAAGCCAUGGAGUUGCUCAAACUGUACCAUGCCUCCCAAUAGAAGGAGCAUAUGAAAGUAAAAUUGGGCACAUAGUCUGAGGUAUGAAUGGGGACUUCCCUCGCCCAGAAUUGGGUGAGUUACAUUUUGUACAUAACUUGUUUGCAAUUACUUGCCUGGUGUGUAUCAGUAAUUUGUAGCAACUGGUAUAAAUGUUUAACUACCCUUUUUCUGUAGGGUGCAGGUAUGAUAGUGAUAUCAAGAUUUUAAACAUUUUUUUAACAAUGUAAAGAUAUAACAAUCAUUAAAUGUGCAUUAAGAAGUGUUUGCUCCAAAAUUUGAAUCACCAGAUAUACGUUGCUCAUAAAAGUACCCAUAUUUAAUUCGUUUAAAGUUACCAUAUUACUGUUAAAGAAACCGUGUUGGUUUCCUUACAGUGAGUGCUCCAUAUAUAGAUUUUCCAAUAUGUACAAUAUAUAUCAUCAUAAUCAUUACCACCACCAAUGUGUCAUGAUUUUGUAUUGUGUAUAUUGUAAGUAAUGAAUUCUUGAAUGUUUUACUCAUAAAAUCUUUACACAGUGGUUUAAAUAUUUGUGUUCUUAAUAUUAUUACAAAUGUAACACCAAUAUUUCUUCCCCAAGAAAAAUGUACAUACUUUCAAAACAGUUUCCAGUAGGUGUAUACACACAUUUUUUUUAAAUUUCUUGUGGCAUUUAUAUUUCUUGGCCAGUUAGGAAAAAGGUAACUAUCAGUUAUUCUUAGCUUUCCAGUUCUGGUUUGCUUUUGCAAACUUCCAACAAGCUACCAUAAGGUUACUGCGGACUUCAGUCCUACUGAGUUAUGCAGUGCUGCUUUCACAUUAUUUUGUUGCAGGGUGAUCAUGAUACAGUUUGAUCUAACAUAUUUACUAGCAUGUAGCUCAGUGACUUAGAAGCCACUAAUGGUAGCUUCAUUAUUUCAGAUGAGGCUGACCAAUAGAAUGCUGUUCAUCAUAUACAGCACAAGUAUUAAGGGGUCAGUCCUGGAAACUGAACUCUAUAGUCCCCACAGUCACAUAUCAAUGUCAGAACGUUAAUUAAUUAUAAUCUGAAUUAAUGUUUCAGUUAUUGUUUGCUGUUUUGAUCAGUAAACUUCAGUUCAAAGCAAUGUAUUUCACAAAAUAUAGGUGCAUUUAGAAUGGGUGUGGGCCCAUAAUUAUUUAAAUUCAAAGUUUUCUAGCAUUAUUCUAAGUAGUUAUAUAGCCUACAUUUAUUUCUCUUUAUAUAUGCCUAUCAUGCUGUGAUUAACCUUUAUUGUCCAGGAUUAGAGGAUAUAAAUCUGCUACUACAACGCCAGCAGCUUGAUUUUAACUUUCCAAUAAUUGGAUUUAUAUUGCAAACAGUGUGACACUGGGCCCACUGGACCCAUGCAUGUGCUGAUACAGUUGUGAGAAGCACAGACAAUAAAGGUUACUUUGCUUUUAUUGUGACAUCCCAUGCAACCAACUUCACACUGCCAUCCAUAAUCUUAAAUAAUAAAAAGGAAAAUCGUUUUUCUGGAUGAAGAAUUACAGUCAGUUGUAAGAGUAUUUUUUUAAGCAUGAUGAAUCAAUUUGUCAUAUAACUUGCAUAUCUGUGGUACAGCUGACAUCCAGUACUGAUGUACUCUACAUACCACACCAGAAUAUCCCUGGGUGGACUAGGGCAGUGGUUCCCAACCAGCGGUGCAUGCACUCAAGAUAUGUUAAAUGUUAUUAGGAACAUGUAAUAAAAUGAACUUCUUGGUACUUGUAGAGCUUCUUUAAUGUUUACAGACUGCACCUACCAUUUUCUUGGAGAAAAGGUGUCAUAAAAGUGUGGGAACCACUGUAUUAAGGUAAAGCAGGGUGUUGAAACCUCUCAUUUUUGUGUAAUAGUACUCGACACAACUAGGAGACAUAUUGUUUUCUUUAUUGUUGUGUAUGCUCAUGAUACAGUGAAACUUGUCUAUGUUGGUCCACUCAUACUCAACCAAAUUAAGCUUGUGACUGACAUUUUUCUAUGUAGCCAGUAUAGGAAGGUGAAAAUGUUGUCACAGGGUUUGGAUUGAUUAUUGAACUACAAAUUCUUGUAACACACUUACUAUUCUACACAAUUUGGAAAUACGUCUGCAAGUAACUGCUGUUUCUUCUCUACUUGUUGCUUGGUAGUGGCUUUUAACAGUGGGGAUUCCUUCUACUGCUUCUGUGCUCAGCAGUUCCUGUCCUCACUGGCUGGUGAGUGUCUGCUAACCAUGGUACUGAACAGAACAUAAUUUGCUGCACGGUCGUCCAUGGUUUAGGAUCCUGUUGGGACCCAUGACCAUAUUUUUGUGUCUUCUAAGACAUCUGUGUCUUUUGAAAUGGGAGCUCUUUGAUGAGAGGAGGAGUUGAUCCUGUUGGUUGGUUGUGUAAAUUGCUGCUGGCCUUUGCCAAUAUGGUCAUUUGGUUCUGGGCCCUGUGGGACCUAUGACUGUAUUUUUCUGUCUCAUGACUUUGACUGGGUCAUGUGACCCUCUUCCAUGUUUUUGGUUUGGUCUGGUAAUUUGCUGCUGGUCUUUGCCAGCAUAGUCAUUCUUGGUGGGGAGAGCAGUGAUUAUAUUUUUCUGCCUCACAGCUCAUGUUGGCUGGUAAAUUGCUGCUGGCCUUUGCCAGCCCAGCCAAAUAGGUAAACAAAUGAUGAAAGUAAAGGUAUUUCACUUCUGAUGGGGAGGCUCAGUGGCAUGCCCAUUUCCCGCUUAUGCUGCACAUCUUAUGUCUUCUCUGAGAGCACAAUUCCAGCUUUCAGGUGUCGUGUCACAGUAUGUACAGAAUCAUCGCAUUAAAUGCAAGAAGGUGGGAAAGAUGGAUAUAAAUGAACGCGAUUUAUCUGGUUUCAUAAAAGCGUGGUCAAUUAUGGCAGGUGGCCAACUUCACAAGUUUCACUGUAGUGUAAUUAGAAUUAUUAUCAGAGUAGUUGGAGGCUGUGUUUAUUCUAUGUUAUUACUGUUACUGAACCUCUUAUGAAAUAUAGAUUUUUCCCCUCUAGGAAAGACUGCUUUUUUUUUUAGUAUGACUUAAGUCUAAUUGAUGCACCAAUUAUAUGUAUACUGAAGCUGAUACAGUAAUGUGCAAUGGUCCAGACUCCAACCAUUCAUCAUAUUAUCAAAAGAGAAAUACACAUCACCUUUUUAAAUUACUUUGACCACAGAUCAUUUUAAAAGUGGGUUUUGUUUCAGGCAACUUUAAAAAGCAGCUUGAUGGCUCAGAGUUAAGUGACUGUGGUCUGUGAAGUGGCAUAUAACAGAAUGAAUGUUAACAAGUUUCUGUUUAGGAAUAUGAAAGAAACAGAACACAAGUUAUUAGUACAGGAAACUGGGGCAGAUUGAAGUAGUCUGUUUAGUCCAUGAUAUGUUACGCAUAUAUAUACAUACAUAAUAAUUUCAUAGAAUCUUUAUAUUUGAGGCCGUUGUCUCACUCUAGAACAAGUUUGUUGGGAGCUUAUUUACAU